This is a messenger RNA of Xenopus tropicalis (tropical clawed frog), 2003 nucleotides long. RefSeq names its product signal transducing adaptor family member 1 (gene stap1). The transcript has 9 exons. The record is from RefSeq and is a predicted model, not a curated record. Gene Ontology annotation, molecular function: signaling adaptor activity. Lineage: Eukaryota; Metazoa; Chordata; Amphibia; Anura; Pipidae. Bases 128 to 946 code for a protein of 272 amino acids.
CAUUUUUUGGAGAAUUAUUUUUACUUUACUUCCUUCUUGCAGGUACACUGCAAUUACUUCCCCAUAGAAGUUUCUUUGCUGUUGUAUAUAAGAAUUAAGAUAGCUAAGAGACUCUUCACAAUAGAGAAUGGCAAGCCCAGCUGCUGCCUCUCGGCGUAUCCAUCAGAUUAAGUUCAAUUUAACUUCACUGCCACUAUACUAUGAAGGUAAUCUAUGGAUCAGACGAGCCAUGAAAAAGGAAAACAAAUACUGGAGUGAGCUACGUGGGACAAAGCUUUUCCUCUACACAGAUAAACUGCAAGAAAAGUCUGUUGACAACAUUGAUCUGCAGUCUCUGGUUUCGGUAACAAAUGGAGGUCCUGAACAGCAACAAUUAAUCUUGACGUUGGCAAGAGAGCAGAUAUAUCUAAAGACAGAAACCUCUGAAGAUGUUGAGGAAUGGAAAGGCUUCAUUCUAACAGUGAUAGAGCUUUCUAUUCCAAACUGUGUGACUUUGUUACCCGGACAAAUACUCCGACUGCAGGAAACUCUGGAGAAAGAAAAAGUAAGGAGAAAUAAUGAACAAAAUAAAGAAGAUAGCUGUCAAUCAGCCCAGUCUUAUGGAACAUAUGAAGAUCCAUCCAGAAUGCCAGAGUGUUUUCAUGAAGUAACUCGACAAGAAGCCACAGAUAUUCUUAACAAGAUGUCAAACUUUGGAAAUCUUAUUUUGAGGCCAGGAACAAUCUCAAACAGCUUUGCUGUUUCUAUAAAAGAGCCUUCAUCUUCACACCUCUCUCAGGUUAAACAUUACAGGAUUCUAAGCACAGAAACUGGUUAUACCAUUGAACUCGAGGAUCCAGUUAGUCUGAGUAGCCUUGAUGAAGUUGUGCAAUUUUUUGUAAGUGAAACCCAAGGGAAGCUAAUACCGUUACUAGCAAAUGUAUAUGACAAUGGACUUGGAAAAUAAUGAAAACUUUCUGGAAAACAAGAAAACGGAAAAGAAAUGUGCAAGAAAUGUGACUUGUACUGAUGCCUUAAGCUGACAUAUGCUUGAAGAUUUCAUUGAGUUAAACACCAUUUUUUAUUCUAAACAAAUUUGUGUUUUAGUUGGUCCUGCUACAUUGUGCAAACAUAAAAAAUACAGACUUGGCAGUGCAGCUCCUGCCAUAAGACACGGUAAAAACCAGGCCUUAGGUGCCAGUGUGCAACACAUUACCAGGGGUGACAAAAAGCUUCCUCCCAUAAUUUAAGAGCAGAAAUUCAAUAGUUUUAACUGAAUAUUUGCUUCCUAAUUGGAUUAUAUGCAUUGGCAGAAUUGGAGCACAAAAAAAGUAAGUGUAGGAGGGUGGGGGUGGCAUUGUGUUGGUAGCCUUAGGCAGCGUGCAGCAUUGGAAGUUUAGUUACAUGUCAUCACAUAAGCUUAUAUAAAUAUUUAUGGAAAUAUAUUCAUUUUGGCAUUUUGUAAGUCAGUGAUGUCUGUCAGUUACAACUUUCCAAAAAACAUAUGAUUAUACCAUUAUACCAAGUCUCAAAUCAUAGACUUGGCAGCAAGAAUGUUAACCUUGAAAAAAGCCAAGAGAAAGGCAGAAGAAUUAAGUUCAUAGGUGAUACAUUCAAGAAAUCAUGUUUGAGCAGUUAAACACAUUUAUUUUUAAUGGGGUGUUAGUAUUCAGCGUACCUCAGCAGCAGCUCUAAACAGUAAAACCCACCCAAAUAGUUAAUUCCUGGUAUAAAUUGCAUGUAGGUUUAAUGAUGCAGACAAAUAUGCUUGGGAAAUAACCCGUUAAAUAUGACAGCUUUGUUAUCUUUUGUACAAGCAGCAUGCAUUGGUAAUUCUCAUAGAAGAAUGCUGAAAAUUGAUAAGUCCCAUACUAAUUUGGUGCAGUUACCUGAAAUUGUAUGAUGUAAUGGAACAGCACCUCAAUUUCUAAAUUAAAAUGCUUUUUUAAUAUCUUUAGAAGUGAAGCGAUUGACUGUUUGUCAGGAGAAAGGGUAAUUUGUAGAUUGUAAGCUCUUUUGGGCAG